Messenger RNA from Sordaria macrospora k-hell, 1029 nucleotides. The record is from RefSeq and is a predicted model, not a curated record. NCBI's taxonomy places the organism in Eukaryota, Fungi, Ascomycota, Sordariomycetes, Sordariales, Sordariaceae.
AUGCCUCGCCUAACCAGAAACCCCGCCAAAAACGGCCCUGGGCCAUUCGACUUCCUCGGCAUUGCCAUCGCAAACGGAAACGUCAAGUACGACAUUCCCGAGCAGUACCAACACCUAUUGCCCCAAAACGCCAACAACAACAACAACAACAACAACAACAACAACAAUACAGUCGCAGCCGCCACUCCAGAACCGCUUUCUUUCCACUCAUCCGCAAAGGGCACCCACGUAACCAAAGGCAACAAGAAAACCGCUGCCAUUGCCGAGAGAGCAAACAAGAUCGCUGUGGCGGCUGCUGGACACGCUGAUAGUGCCAGGGUCACGCAGGCUAUUACUGCUAGGCAAGCGAAGGGCGGUGGAGUGGAUAUUGAUAUUGUGAUGCCUCUUGUUGAGGAUGGGCCUACUGGGCCUGCUGAGCCUGCUGAGCAAGCGGGGAAGAAGGGUGCUGCUGAGAAAACGGUAGAGAGGAACAAGAAGAGGAAGUUGGAGGUAAUUGACAAAGAGGAGCACGACGAAGAAGACAGUGAGGAGGAAAAGGGAGAGGAAGAUGAUGAGGAAUAUAACCCUACUGGCAAGCCACCGGCUAAGAAGAAGCAGAGGAGGACUGCAAAGGCUCCUCUGAAGAAAGUUACUUCUUCUAGGAAGCAACAGAAGGUGACUAAGACUUCUGCCGCUGCUGCUGCGAAGUCUGUGAAGGCUGUGAAGAAGGCUGCUGUGAGGGGUGGAAAGAGCAAGGCUGUGGAUGAGCAGGUUGAGAAGCAUGAGAGGAGGCAUGGGAAGGAGGAAAGGGAGAUGAAGCAGGCGGUGGAGAAGCACGAGAAGAAGAUUGAGAAGGAGAAGCUUGAGAAAGAAGUCGAGAAGAUUGUCGAGGUUGAAGUGGCUGUGGUUGCUGUAGUGGAGGAGGGUAAUGGAGGUAAGAAGGAUGGGGAGGAUAAGGAGGAGCCUGUGGAGGAAGAGGGAGGUGAGGAGGAGGGGGAGGAGGAUUAUGAGCAGCAGGAUCGCAAUCCUGACGCUGAGCCCGAGGAGUGA